GCUGAGACAGGUGGACGCUCCUUCACUUAGUUGAGGAGCGAGAGGAAAGAGGAGAGGAGAGAGCGAGGAGUUGUAAGAAACACUAAGAUUACAACAAACAGACAGUCUCCAAGAUGUCGAAUACUACAAAGAUCAGCAAGAGUCAGGCCACUGACCUGGCUGUGGUGAUCGAUCGCAUGCAGAAGAAUGCAGACCAAGUGGAGAAGUAUAUCCUGGCAACAGAGGAGAUGCUGGCUGUGGACACACAGCGUAAUGGGAAGAAACAGCCCUUCAUCCACCAGAAGGAGAACACAAACAACCUGAUGGAGGCUGAGGAGCUGCUGAAGAAACUCUUCAUGGACGUGGACAAGGCCAAGAAGCUGAAGCACCCGCAGGUCCUCGAGAUAGAGAAAGAUGUGAUAAACCUCCAUGAUCGCUGGGUGAAGGACUGUGCCAGCUACAGGGAAGUGUAUUCCCAGGGACUAACUUUGGAUCCGAAACAAAAGAUCGACUGGGGUCCUCUGCUGGAUGAAAAGCUGAAACAGUUGAAGGCCGAUGCAUACGGCCCCAGCCUGUCUGACGUGGAGAAGCAGAUAGCAGCGCACAACAUUCUGCACCAGCAGAUCGAGGCCUACAACGCCCAGCUGGAGCCCAGCACCAACACUUCCCAGGAGCAGUACACUGCCUUGAAAGAGAAAUAUGCAAAACUUUGUGAAGCCUCCCAACAGAGACGCAACCACCUGGCCUCUCUGUACGAGUACUUGCACAGCUGCAAUAAGGAACUGGUGUACCUGUCAGGCCAGCAGGAGCGGAUCCUCCAGAGGGACUGGAGUGAUCGCAUGGUCGACCCCCCAGGCCUCCGCAUGGAGUAUGAGAAAUUCAAAAACAGCGGACUCAUAGCACAUGAGAAUGAGAUCAACAAACUGCAGCAGGAAGGCAGUCGUCUUAUUGAAAUGAAACACCCUGGCAGCUCAACAAUCGAGGAACACAGAAAUGCUGUGCAGUCUGAGUGGCAGUCGUUCCUCAACUUGUGUCUGGCCAAAGAAAAACACCUGGACAACAUUCAGGACUACAAGAAGUUCCAGCUGGAUGCAGAGACGUUGUCCGAGUCCCUGGAGAGGCUCAAUUCUACUAUGGACCCAAAGUCUCUGGACAAGAAGAGCAACCCUCAGGUCCUAAUGGCUCUGGAGGGAGAUGAACCAGCAAUAAAGAGGAACGAGCAGCGGCUGGCCGCCCUCAGGGAGCUCAGCAGCAAGGUGGUGCCUCUGAAGCUACGGCGGGUCCCGCCCACCAAACCCCCGUCUGCAGUGUCUCUGUGUGACUGGGCCGAUGGACAGGACACAGUCAGGCGUGGUGAGACGUUAAAGCUAAAGUCCAACACUGAUAAUAUGAAGUGGGAGCUUCAGACGAGCAGUGGGAAGACCAGAACCCUGCCUGGGGCAUGUUUCAUGGUCCCGCCACCUGAUGCUGAGGCGCUGGAGAAAGUAAACAGUCUGGAGAGAGCGCUGACAGACUUGAAGACCCGUAGAUCUGCACUAAUGGCCUCCCUGAAGAACCCCACAGUGGAGGUUGUCCCUCAGAAGGCAGUUGCUGUUCAAAGCGCUCCAGAGAAUCCCAGAGCUGCGGAGCUCGCCAGUGAAUUAGACAAGAUCAACAAAGCCCUGGAGCGGAGUGAAAAAGAAAUCCUGAGUCGACUCAGAGCGCCGCUAGACAACCGCGACCCCACACAGGACCUGACAAAGAGGCUGCAAGACCACGAGAAAUCAGCUCAGACUGUGAGAAAGCUGGAGUCAGAGAAGUCAGCGGUCCAGAGAGAGAUGGAGCCUAUUCUGGCCAAGAAACCCCUGGGACCCAACGCCUCUACACUGCCCCUCAAACUCAGCACUGCCAGCAACAAGAUUAAUGACAUCAACGCUCUCAUCGAGCUUUAUAAUAAAAAAGCUACAGCUUCCAUGUUCCUGGAGAAGCAGAAACAGACUGUGGAAGACAUCGUCUCUGGGUUUGAGGAAAAGCUCGCUAAAGAUGGCGUCAUUCUUGAUCAACCCAAAGAACUCCCGAGUCGCAACCAGCAGCUGCAGGCUUUGCGUCAGGAUGUGACCUCAAAGAAGGAUGAGUUGACUAAAUUAGGCAGAGACUUGGAGACGAUAAUGCAGUCGUGCCGCUCUUUGCAGCAGAGCUUCAAUGAAUACUGUCCUGACAUCCGCCGCCAGGAGAACGAGGUGAAACUGCUGAAGAACCGUUACACGGCUGUCAAUAAUCAGCUCCAGGAAAGGGCUUGUCUCAUAAAGGAAGGAACCAGUAAAAACCAAGAUUUCCAGAAUGCUGUUAAGUCACUGGAUUUCUUCUUGGUCAAUAUGCCCAAUAAUGCGAUCAAACCUACUGAUGAUGUGGUGCAGAUGAAAGCCAAGCAGAACUCUCAGAAGAGAGUAGUGGAGGACAUAAAGAAGAAAUCAGAUGAUUUAGAUCGAGUCAAGUAUCUUUCCCGUGAUCUGCAGAGCGUGUUGAAUGAGUAUGAAAAUAAGUCAAAAACUUACCUAAGCACUCUGUAUGAUGACAAUGACGAUGAUGACGACAACGAUGAUGAACCAGUCCUAAAGAUACGUAAAACUUCUACUAUGGCGCAGGCCGUACAGAGAAAGGAGAAAGAUCUACUGAACCUUUUCUCUGAGGUGUCUGCUGAAAAUGACCUGCUACUCAGACAGUUGGAGACAGCGAGGAACAUCAAGGCCAGGAAUGAAGAACAAGUUAGUCAGGUGGUGGUCAACCAGCAGAUGCAGCAACAGAGCCAGAAGAAGGACUUACUGGAGAGUGAUAGUCUGAAAAAGGCAUUAAAUGAGCAGGUUGAGAGGCGCUUACAUGCUGAAAAAGACCUGGAAACAUACCGUAAGAGGUUUGUGUCUUUGAAGAGUAGGAGAGGAGUAGAGAGGUUGGAGGAGAAAGAGGUUGUGCAAUACUACCGUGACCCAAAACUGGAGGCAGAUAUAAUGUCCCUGAGAAGUCGGAUACAGGAUGAAACAUUGAAGAGGUCAAGAAUCCUUUCAGAGAUAGAAAUUAUAAAUGAGAAGAUUAUCAUAAUAGAAAGACAGCUGACCACAAUCGAACCAAAACUGGUGACCAAGCUACUGUAUGAAUAUGAGAGAGACCCGCAGCUUGACAAAGAAGCCGCCAAGAUGAGAGAUGAGAUGCAGAGGAUACAACUGGAGCUCCAAACGAGAGAUACUGAGUCAGUUCAUGUGAAAACUGAGCUCACGGUUCUGUCUCAGCAGAAACCAAAAAUCAGGGAGAAGAUUGUUAAAAAGGAGGUUGUGAGGCUGGAAAAGGAUCCAGAGAUGCUGAAAGCUGUUCUCACGUUUCACAAUGAUAUUGCCCAGGAGGAAUCCCAAUUCAAGUUGCUCAACGAUCACAUUUUUAGCAUAAGAAGUCAGAUAAACACGCUUGAGAGGGUCAUUCCCACCAUUCAACCCAAGAUAAUCACCAAGGUGGUGAAGAAAGUAGAGCAAGAUCCGGAAGUUCUGGAGGAGUCAAGGAAACUACGAAUUGCCUUGGAGGAGGAGAAAGAUGAGAAUGUUAUCUUGAUGAAGGACUUGACCACCUUACAACUACGUUAUGGUGAGGUGGACAAGCUCAGGUCUAAAGUCGAAGUCAAGGAGAUUGUCAAUGAGAUCUACAGAGUUGAUCCUGACACAGAAGUUGAGCUAGUACGUCUGAGGAAAGAGCUGCAGGAUACCAGCCGUAACAGUUCAGACAUUGAGAAAGAAAUCAAGACAAUCACAAUGACUCUGACUACCCUGCGCUCUCAGAAACCCAAAGUGGAAUACAAAGAGGUGACCCAAGAGAUCAUCAAAGAAGAGAAAAGUCCUGAGGUCACCAGAGAAUUGCACAGGCUGAACACCCAAGUCUCCCAUCUGCGAGUCAACUAUGACACCACCCUGGAGCUGCUCACCCACCUACGGAAAGAGAGAGACGAGCUGAAAGCCGAAAAAUCCAAAGUGGAGACCAAGCUAGUUACUAAAGAACUCAUCAAAUAUGAGAACGAUCCUCUUCUUGAGAAAGAGGCGGACAGACUUCGGAGGAAUGUAAGAGAAGAGAUUCAACAACGCCGCAGUUUGGAGGAGUGUCUCUACGACCUGCAGAACCAAUACAUUAUCCUGGAAAGGCAGAAGCCGGAGGAAAAGAUUGUCAUGCAGGAAGUGGUACGUCUUCAGAGGGACCCCACGCAGGUUCUGGAGCAUGAGAAGUUGAACAAGAACCUAGACGAGGAAAUGAAAACCCGCAGAAAGAUUGAAAUGGAGGUCCGACAGCUCAGAGCCCUGAUUCAAGACAAAGAGAAUACCCUGGCCCAGACGGACGAUCGUCAGAGGAAGAUUCAAGUAGAGUCAGAGCUUAGGCAGAUCAAAUCUCGCAUUAUUGAACUGGAAAGCUCUCCACCACCUGUUGAGGAGAAGAUAGUCAUUGAGGAGAUCCUGAAAGUGGAAAGGGACCCUAAGCUGGAAAAACUUACUGAUGGUAUACGUGUCGACUUGGAGACUGAAGGCACCAAUAUUAGCCGUCUACAGAGAGAAAUCAACAACCUACAGCUCAGGUUGGAGAUUCUGCAAAAGGAGAAGUCAAUUGAGAAGGUGGUUUACAGAGAAGUUGUUCGUGUAGAGAAAGACCCUGCAGUUGAGGCUGAAAGGGAGCACCUAAGAGAGCUCUUAAAGCAGGAGAGAAAUCACCGGCGUGACCAGGAGGAAAAGAUUCAGAACAUCCACAUAAGAAUUACUCAUUUGCAGACAACAAAGUCUGUUUCUUCUCAGGAGGGGGCCUCUCUCGUCGCCAACAGAGAUGCUCUGCAAAGAGAGAAGGAGGAUAAUCUCCGACAGCUCAAAAUGCUAGAGUCUCAAAGACAGGAAAUCAGCAUAACCUUCCAGCAAAAGUCCAAGCAGAUGAGUGAGAUAAACCAGAUUGUACGGCAGAGGAGUCUUAAGACAUCCUCUGAAAUACAACGACUAGAGAAAGAAAUCCUCAACGAAAAAGACAAAAUACACGAGAGGAAUACACUCAUCAUGGAGCUGCAGAACAACGUCAAGAAAGAGGACCAUUCUGAAACUCACACCAGGGAGACAAAUCUUUCCACCAAGAUCACCAUCCUGGAUCCAGAAACCGGUAAAGACAUGUCUCCCUAUGAGGCCUACACGCAGGGGCUAAUUGAUCGCAACCACUACAUUCAUUUGUCGGAGUUGGAAUGCGACUGGGAGGAAAUCACUUCAACCGGUCCAGACGGGGACACAACAAUCCUGCAGGAUCGCAAAAGUGGCAAACAGUUCUCCGUCAAGGAUGCUCUGAAGAGUGGUCGCUUGACCCAGUAUGACGUGACACGCUACAAGGAAGGGAAAAUGUCCAUUUCGGAGUUUGCCCUCAUGGUUGUAGGGGAAACCAAAAAGCCCUUUGUUCCUCCAAUAACAGUCCCAAGAUCACCCAUUCAACCCAUCCCAAGCUCUCCCUUGAACGCCAUGCCACCCUCCCUCAGGUCCUCAUACCCCAGCCUCAACACUUACCACAGUGGCAACUUGAACCACUAUAAUGCUGGCAGUUUGACCAACCUCAGUGCAGGCAGUUUGACCAACCUCAGUGCUAGUAGUUUGACCAACCACAGUGCUGGCAGUUUGAACAACCUCACUGCUUCAGCAGGUGAUGAGCAUUUCCCAAUCUCUGGUGUUUUAGACACCAUCACUGAGAGCCGCAUGUCUGUACGAAGUGCCCUGACCCGCAAACUAAUUGACGCCAACACAGCUCUGAAGCUGCUGGAGGCACAAGCAGCAUCUGGAGGAAUCGUUGAUCUCAACAAAAAAGACAAACUCUCCGUCCACAAGGCAGCUGAACGCGGCCUCAUUGACGCAAAUGACAUGUACAAGCUUCUGAAUGCCCAGAAGGCUUUUACUGGUGUUGAGGACCCCGUGACCAAAGAUCGUCUUGCAGUGGGACAGGCUGCGAUGAAAGGGUAUAUUCCCCAAGAAAAUGCCAGGAGGUACAUGGAGGCACAGUACCUGACCGGUGGGUUUGUAAAUCCCGCCAAAGCAGGCCGCCUCACUAUCAAAGAAGCUCUCGCCAUCAAUAUCAUUGACAGCACAACAGCUGAUCAACUGCAAGACGAGGCGUCCCACACAAAAGAGCUGGUAGACCCCAUCACUAAAGAGAAGAUAUCGUACAAGCAGGCGAUGGAUCGGUGUAAGAGAGACAUCAGCACGGGGCUCCUGUUGCUUCCUGCAGCCUCCACUGACGCUGCAAAUGCCCCAUCAUACUCAAACUAUCGUUUCAGCUCCUCCACCAGCAGAGUCUAGAUGUGGCCUUUAAGAUGUUUUAUUUGGCACAGCCACUGGUGCUAAAGGGUGUGUGAUAACGCUAACUAACUAAUCCAAGUAAAGAUAAAAAUGAAAUGUCUGUAAACUUUUCAAAAACACUGGGGGUGAAAACUACAUUUUUUGGUGAAACUGUACAUGUGUAUCUUCUCAUUUCAGUACUGUUUUGGGGCCUGCUGUUAAAAUGAGGGUAAUGUUUGUUUUACAUGGUAAAUGUUUAAAUCUUUUCAGCACUCUUAAGCUUAAUCCGUUUUAAGUGUCUAUUAAACUCGACAAGACUCA
Messenger RNA from Etheostoma cragini (Arkansas darter), 6599 nucleotides. RefSeq names its product envoplakin b (gene evplb). NCBI's taxonomy places the organism in Eukaryota, Metazoa, Chordata, Actinopteri, Perciformes, Percidae. Gene Ontology annotation, cellular component: cytoplasm; intermediate filament; membrane. Gene Ontology annotation, biological process: intermediate filament cytoskeleton organization; wound healing. The record is from RefSeq and is a predicted model, not a curated record. Bases 114 to 6299 code for a protein of 2061 amino acids. The transcript has 22 exons. Gene Ontology annotation, molecular function: structural molecule activity; cadherin binding.